This is a messenger RNA of Ilex paraguariensis (yerba mate), 252 nucleotides long. Lineage: Eukaryota; Viridiplantae; Streptophyta; Magnoliopsida; Aquifoliales; Aquifoliaceae. The record is from the annotation of a GenBank genome assembly.
AUGGCGGAAUCCAAGACGAAGACCUCAUUUGAAUCUUUCCGAGAAUGGGUCGUCGAUCACAAGCUUCGUGCAGUCGGGUGUCUAUGGGUGAGUGGUAUAGCGGGAUCAAUUGCUUACAAUUGGUCUCAACCCGGCAUGAAAACCAGCGUCAAGAUCAUUCACGCCAGUUCCUCCACCUCGCCUCCUACCACCUGCCUUUUUACCUCAAGAGCCUAUGUCGACAGAUUUGGGGAAUUUGAGAAUAAAAGUUAG